AUGACAGUUGGCUGUAAACAAUUAUCUGUCAUCAAUUGUACUCCAAAUAUCGGUCAUAUUCAUUUAAUUGACAUUACUACGAAUGAUCUAUCUGUUGUGCUUGACACAUUUAAUCAACAAUUAGUUUCAAUAACAACCACAAUUGCAUGUGAAAUAUUAACAUAUCAAUAUCGUUGCUUUAUAGGAAAAAAUAUAUUUAACAACAAAAAUGAGAAAUUAGAAAAAAUACAUAUCUACUCAAAACCAUUUCAUUAUCGAUAUCAUCUGAAUCCAUUUGGUAGUGACCAAUGUCUUUAUAUUCGAUAUUUAACAAUAUCAUCAGUUAAAUGUAUAAAUGAUCUUCAUCUUAUAUUUGAUCAUUUUCCAUCAUUGAAAUAUUUGAAUAUCAAAGUUCACAAGGAGUACACUGGUCAUAUUAGUCCGUCACAAUUUCAAAGUUAUGACUAUACAUUAUUAAAGUAUAAAUUACCAUUUUUAACCGAAUUUAUAUUAGCCACAUCCGAUAAUAUAGAGUAUGAUAAACUUGACAAUAUAAUUAAAAAUCUUAUUCAUUUAAAAUCCUUAUCAUUUGAACACGACAGUAGACAAAUAAUAUACAGGAAUUUUAGUGAUAAUAUUAAUGGUGGAAAAUUAGAACAAACAUUAUCACAUUUAAAAUAUUUGGAAAAAUUAAAUUUCAUCAUAAAAAUUACUCAUGAUCAUAUAAAAAGCAAUUAUAAUAUACUUUCAGACACGUUUGAUAGUAGUUACUGGAAAAAAUGGGGCAACGUAAAAUGUUUUAGAAAAACUGAUGAAUGGAGAAAAAGAAUAAUACUUGUUGUUUGUAAAUAA
Messenger RNA from Didymodactylos carnosus, 831 nucleotides. The record is from the annotation of a GenBank genome assembly. NCBI's taxonomy places the organism in Eukaryota, Metazoa, Rotifera, Eurotatoria, Philodinida, Philodinidae.